Messenger RNA from Microplitis demolitor, 3092 nucleotides. It is a transcript of the gene Elk, whose product is annotated as potassium voltage-gated channel subfamily H member 8. Gene Ontology annotation, biological process: potassium ion transmembrane transport; regulation of membrane potential. The transcript has 18 exons. Lineage: Eukaryota; Metazoa; Arthropoda; Insecta; Hymenoptera; Braconidae. Gene Ontology annotation, molecular function: voltage-gated potassium channel activity. The coding region runs from base 142 to 3018 and encodes 958 amino acids. Gene Ontology annotation, cellular component: membrane. The record is from RefSeq and is a predicted model, not a curated record.
AAAAAUUAUUCGACCAAAAAAAAUAAUUUAUUUCGUGAUAGUGUUUGAUGAUUAUAGUGGCAGUGAACUAUAUAUUAAUUAACUGGUGUUUUACAAUCAACAAAAUACAGUAAAUUGUGUUGUUAAGGACUUGGUUAUCUGAUGCCUGCUAGAAAAGGUUUUCUUGCUCCUCAAAAUACAUUCCUUGAUACCAUCGCAACACGUUUCGAUGGAACUCAUAGUAAUUUUGUGUUGGGAAAUGCUCAAGUACCGACAAUAUAUCCAAUCGUAUAUUGCUCAGAUGGAUUUUGUGAGCUGACAGGGUAUCCGCGAGCUCAGAUAAUGCAAAAAGGUUGUGCCUGCAAAUUCUUAUAUGGACCCAAAACUGCUGAAGAAGAUAAAGCAGAAAUAUACAAAAGUCUUGAAGAAAAAAAAGAAAUUAAACGUACAGUUAUAUUUUACAAACAAAACGGUACACCAUUUAAAUGUAUACUAGACAUAGUACCUAUAAAAAAUGAAAAAGGUGACGUAGUUUUAUUUCUCGCAUCACAUAAGGAUAUAACACAUGAAAAAGAUCCAUUACUACGUGAGUCUACAGAUGGUGAUGAUUCAAAUGGUGAUAUUGAUCCUGAAGCACCGUCACAUAAUUACAGCCGGCGAAGACGAAGCCGGGGUAUUCUAUAUUCGCUUUCGGGUCAUUAUAAUCAAGAUGGCAAACAUAAAUUACACAAUAAGAAUUUUAACUACAAUUACAUUGAUCCACUUCUUCAUUCAUCGUCAGCGACACCCCUACCUGAGUACAAGACUUCAGCGGCUGAAAAAUCAUACUUCACCGUAAGUCAUUACGGGUCAUUGAGGACAACCUGGGAAUGGAUAACUCUCGUGGCCACAAUUUAUGUUGCAGUUACUGUUCCUUAUAACGCAAGUUUCGUUAGCACUGAGCGACCUACUGUCGCAUGUGAUGUUAUUGUCGAGGCUAUAUUUAUUGUUGACAUUAUCCUCAAUUUUCGUACGACAUACAUUAGUAAAAAAGGAAAAUUAGUAUUAAAUGGGCGUAAGAUAGCAGUUAAUUAUUUGAAAGGGUGGUUUCUCAUUGAUUUGCUUGCUGCAUUGCCGUUUGAUUUACUCUAUGCAUCUGAUGUUUAUAGUGGUGAAGAAUCAGGUCACAGUCACACUCAUUUAGUAAAGUUAACGAGAUUACUACGACUCGCCCGACUAGUUCAAAAAGUAGAUCGGUAUUCACAAUACAGUGCAGUGAUAUUGACAUUAUUAAUGCUCGCUUUCUCUGUAGUUGCACAUUGGCUUGCUUGUAUCUGGUAUGUUAUAGCUGAAUAUGAACGACUGCAAAAUGAUAAAGAAUGGAAUCUCAUUUUUUUUACUUGUUGGAUGCACUCAUUAGCAGAUCGAUUAAAAAUACCUGUACGGAAUGUAUCACAUAUUGACAGUUAUGUUACAUCACUUUAUUUCACGUUUAGUAGUUUAACGUCUGUGGGUUUUGGUAACGUAUCAGCUAACACAACAUGGGAAAAAAUAUUUUCGAUAGUUGCGAUGUUGAUUGGGGCUCUAAUGCACGCCGUCGUAUUCGGUAACGUGACUGCAAUAAUUCAACGAAUGUACUCAAGAAAAUCGUUGUACCAUACUAAAUGGCGAGAUUUAAAGGAUUUUUUGACCUUGCAUCAAAUCCCUGAUCAACUCAAACAGAGAAUGCAAGAUUACUUUCAAACGACGUGGUCAUUAAACCACGGCAUUGAUAUUCAUGAGACUUUGAAAGAAUUUCCAGAAGAAUUACGAGGUGACGUAUCAAUGCACUUGCAUCGUGAAUUAUUAAGUCUACCAAUAUUUGCGACUGCAUCUCCGGGAUGUCAAAAAUUGCUGUCACUCCAUAUAAAAAGUAACUUUUGUGCACCUGAAGAGUAUUUAGUCCGUCGAGGUGACGCUCUCUCUUACAUUUAUUAUUUAUGUAACGGCUCUAUGGAAGUUGAACAAAAUAAUAUGGUCGUCGCCAUUUUAGGAAAAGGUGACUUAAUAGGCUGUGACAUAAACGUGCAUCUCCAACAUGCUGGCAAUGGUGGCGGAGCUUGCGGAGUUGGAUCAGGUGGUAGCGUUGACGUUAUUGUUAAAUCAAGUUGCGAUGUAAAAGCACUUACAUAUUGCUAUCUGAAAUGUAUCAAUAUACAAGGUCUUAUUGACGUUUUACGCCUCUAUCCUGAGUACCAGCAUCAAUUUUCCAGGGAAAUUGUACACGAUCUUACACACAAUUUGCGUGAAGGUUACGAAGCCGAGCAAGAGUCAGAGAUAAAUGGAAUACAAUCUUUAACAUUACCGUCCAUAAGCGAAGAUGAUGAAAAUGUACCAGAAGAAGGUGAAACAUCGCCACUGUCACCAGCACAUAUAUCACCGGUGCACAUCUCCAGCCCGCGACACAAAUUUCGAAAUGAUCGAGUUGGAAGACUAGUAAGGGAGAGACUUAGAAACCGAGCCCAAGGUGUUACUCAAGAAUCGUCGGAAGGUCACAAUCGUGAUGCAAAUAAACAACUUGAGGCGAUACAAAUACCAAUCGUACAUGAAGAUGUUAGAACGUUAAGCGAUGACUUGAGAAACGCAAUUAAAGCACUGCAGCUAUUGGCACGUACUCCACAUAGUCAUCCGAGCUUGCCAACUCCAACGAGGCACAGUAGUUCCAAGGACCGUUUGCUAGCUAAGAGUUCAUCUUAUUUGCCUGACGAAUUGUCAUGGGGUCCACCUACCAGACUAAUUAACUCUAGUACUCAGACUGAUGAACGUGAUGUUGCUUCUGAAGAUAAUUCGAGGUACGAAUACUGGGUAAAAAGUAAUCCUCAACAAGUUUUGGUCAUACUUGGGUUAGAUUCAGAGUUGAUCAGCACUAGUGUUAUUAAUGAACAUGAUUAUCAUCAUUCGAUGACUUCUACAUCGUCAUCAUUACAACCACAUCCUUGUGAACCACUUCCAUUGUUUCAUGGUUGCAGUUCACCACAGUUGCAGGAUUGUACACAUUUCGAAACUGGAAGUACCACGUGAAAUAAAGAUCUAAAAUUUUCCUUAAAAAAUUUCUUUUUGAACGUCCAACUAUGAAAAUUGAAGAUGAUCGAAAC